Molecule: messenger RNA, 801 nt
Organism: Bombina bombina (fire-bellied toad)
Lineage: Eukaryota; Metazoa; Chordata; Amphibia; Anura; Bombinatoridae
Product: glutamine and serine-rich protein 1-like
Exons: 5
Source: RefSeq, a predicted model, not a curated record
GAAGCAUUACGUACUGGAAAAGAGCCACCGGCUAUAUGGAAAGUCCAAAAGGCGUUGCUCCAAAAAUUUAUCCCUGAAGUGCGAGAGGAGCAGAGGUCAUUUGCUGCUACGAACAGUUAUCUUGGAUACUUUGGUGAUGCAAAAACCAAGUACAAGCGUGUAUAUGUGAAGUUUGUGGAGAACACAAACAAGAAAGAAUAUGUGCGUGUUUGUUCUCUGAAGCCUAAGAGCAAAAUUACAGUCCCUGCAAGGACCCCCCACACAAAGACCAGUAACAAAGCACCAGAAAUCUCUCCACCGAAAUCCACACCGCCUAAAGUUGUGACUGUAAAACCCAAAGCUAAGCAGCCAAAGACCAAGGCUGAGCCUCCACCAAAGAAGAGGAAGCAGUGGAAAGAAGAAUUUGAAUCUUCUCAAUCUGAUUCAUCUCCAGAUAUGCAAAGUGAUGAGGAAGAGUUUGAACCUCCACCACCACCGGUUACAACUCGCUUUUUGAAUACUCGGGCCAUGAAGGAGACAUUCAAAGGCUACGUUGAGUUACUUGUUGGAAUUGCAUUGGAUGGCGACAUGAUACAAACAUUAGAAAAAAACAAUGAUGAUGUCCUCCUGCCUCACAUGAGAAAGAUUGAAGGCAUGUUAAAUGACAACAGAAGAAGAUUACUUACAAAAUUACAGCUGAAUCAGCCUUUAAAGGUACAAACAAUGCUGUGUCCCAUAAACCUAGAAAUGAAUGUUGUAGUUAGAAAAAAAAUGCUUUAUUUUUUUAGAUCACUUAUUUCCAUCUAAAGGGGAGGAGAAUCU